Abrus precatorius (Indian licorice) is the source of this 957-nucleotide messenger RNA. RefSeq names its product pentatricopeptide repeat-containing protein At4g21065-like. The record is from RefSeq and is a predicted model, not a curated record. The coding region runs from base 1 to 957 and encodes 318 amino acids. Gene Ontology annotation, molecular function: protein binding; RNA binding. Gene Ontology annotation, biological process: RNA modification. Lineage: Eukaryota; Viridiplantae; Streptophyta; Magnoliopsida; Fabales; Fabaceae. The transcript has a single exon.
AUGGGUUUUCCCUCUGAUCGCUAUAUCGGCAACACCCUUUUGAAGAUGUAUGUUGAUUGCGGUGCUUUUCUGUUUGCACGAAACGUGUUCGAUGAAAUGCCUGUUAGAGACGUUGUGUCUUGGAGCUCCAUGAUUGUGGCUUCUGUUGCCUCCAAUUCCCCUUUGGAUGCUUUAGGUGUGUUUCGAGAGAUGAAUGUGGUUAAUGAAAAGCCGAACUCGGUCACUUUGCUGAGUUUGCUUUCUGCUUGUACUCAAAUGCUCAAUGUCAAUGCUGGCGGGUCCAUUCAUUGCUACAUUACAAGGAAUUGGGUUGAAAUGGGUGUUGCAUUGGGCACGGCUUUAUUUGAGAUGUAUGGUAAGUGUGGGAAGAUUGACCAGGCCCUUUUGGUUUUCAAUUCAAUGCAUGAGAAGAACUUGCAAUCCUGCACUAUCAUGAUCUCUGUGCUUGCUGAUCAUGGGCGUUGGAAGGAUUGUACUUGUCUGUUUAUCCAAAUGGAGGCUAUGGGGUUGCAGCUAGAUAGUAUGUCUUUUACUGUGAUCCUCUCAGCGUGCAGCCACAUGGGACUUGUUUACGAGGGCAAGAAGUAUUUUGAUCGGAUGGUGAGAUUGUAUGAUAUAGAGCCAACUGUUGAGCAUUAUGGUUGCAUGGUUGACUUGCUAGGAAGAGCUGGAUUGAUUCAAGAAGCUUAUGAUAUCAUCCAGAACAUGCCCAUGGAGCCCAAUGAUAUCAUAAUGAGGAGUUUUCUGAGUUCUUGCAGAAAUCAUGGGUGGAUUCCAAGUUUGGAAUAUAAUCUGCUGUCUAAACCGAACUCUGAAUUGGGGCCAAAUUAUGUUCUUGCUGCUAAUAUUUUUUCCAUCCGUGAUUCCUGGAAGGAUGCCAAUGACUUGAGGUUAGCCAUGAAAGAAAAGGGGUUGAAGAAAAUUCCUGGUUUUAGUUGGGUGGAGGUGCCAAAUUGA